AAAACACACGAGCCUGUCAACAAGAGAGCUGUCUUUCAGCGUAAGCAGCAAAAAUGUCAACAGAUAGCCUUCAUAUAAACUAUAAAAUCCUGUAGGCUUCAGAAUCUAUGUGAACGUUUCCCGCUGAUUUGAGCAGCAGCGGGAGCUCAGAUCCACGGGUGAUCAUGGCCACCCAUCCAGCAGCACUGCCCUUGAGGGAGUUCUGCCCGCUCUACUAUCUUCUCAAUGCCAUCCCUGCUAAAGUCCAGAAAGGUUUCCGUUCAGUUCUGGUCUACUUGACUGCACUGGACAGCAACAGUGAUUAUAUAGCCAUUGGCAGCAGCAUCGGCAUGCUGUACCUCUACUGCAGGAGAGUAAAUCAGAUGAACAAAUACAAUUUAGAGGGCAAAUGUGAGGCUAUUACUGCUGUGAAGUUGCUGAGUUGUUUUGAUGAUCUUGUGGCUGUUGGGACGGCAUCAGGCCGGGUUGCUUUCUUUCAGCUUGUGUCACCAUUACCUGGAAGAAAUAAACAGCUGAGAAGGUUUGAUGUGGUGGGUUUGCACAAAAGCACAAUUACUGCAUUAGCGUGGAGUGCUAAUGGCAUGAAACUCUUCUCUGGCGAUGAUAAAGGGAAGGUGGUGUACUCUGCUGUGGACUUGGACCAAGGAGUCUGUAAUCCAGUGGUCCUCUUCGAAGAGCCUUCAGCAAUAGUACAGUUAGAAUACAGUCAAAAAGUACUUCUGGUUUCAUCCUAUCAACGCUCAAUGCUUUUCUACACACAAGAGCAGUCGCAUCAGCAGCUGGGUAGUAAACCACGUAAAAGCAAUGGCAAGUUUGGAGCCUGCUUCCAGCCAGCUCUGUGCAAGCAGAGCGAUCUGGUGAUUUACGCAGCCAGGCCAGGGUUGCGUCUGUGGAGGACAGAUGUGCGAGGACGAGUCGGGGAGACUCAUGUCUUAAAGCCCCUUUUUAAUCAGGAUGUACCUCACUUUGAGCUGUUCCCACGCUCAGGUCCCACUGGUGGAUACAGACCUUCAGAAAGACAGUUGGGAAUGAUCAGCUGCUUCCUGAAGGAGGGCUGGGUCCUCAGCUGGAACGAAUAUAGUGUUUAUGUUGUGGACUGCACCAAUCAGGUCAUCAUUGGAGGAUUGGAAAGCAGUGGAGAUAUAGUGUCUGUGUCAUGCACAGAGAAUGAAAUUUUCAUUCUGAAAGGAGAUCGGGACAUUUUGAGGAUCUCAAAUUGCCCUGAGGGAUUGGUUUCCAACUUGUUAGACCACUCCUACCGUUUUACAUCUCCUCUUUCCCCACCCACUAUUUUGCUGCCUCCUAAUGGCGCUGUAGAAACUGCUCAGCCGAUCAGAACUAUGCCCAUCAUCACAGAGCAGGACACUCAGGCCAGUCCCAGUUCAGAAGAGGUGCAUGAUGGGGUAGAGGAGUCAGAGGAGGUGCAAGAGGAGCACCAUCCUGAGGAGUUCAGUCAUGCGGUUGAGGCUCUGGAAGUGGCAGAGGACUUGGAGCAGCAGCGGGCCAGUUUAGGUACAGUAGAGUCUCGCAGCCGUAGCAGCUCCAUCACUUCAUGGGACAGUGCGCAAGGCAUGUUCACCACCACCGAGGCCUCCGCUUCAGAGCUCUCCUCCAGCAGAUACAGCGCCAUCACCCAAGAAGACUUCCAGCAGGAGCUUGUGGUCAAGGCCAUCAAGCUGAAGAAGAAAGGCAAGAGGAGACGACAAGAGAGUGGGAAUCGCAUGAACGAGCGCAGCAGUUGGUCGGAGAGCAUUUGCAGCCAGGACGGUGCAGGCAGUGACGUUCUGAACACACCCAUGAGUGAACCUCCUUCUGAUCACACCAGCCUCCUGUGCAGCAGCCUUGACCUGGAUGGAGAAUACCACAGUUCAGAUGCCUUCCCCAUUCAGAGCCCAUCAGAGCCCUUAUUGAACCAAGAGCCUUGUCCGGUUGCAGUUAUCCAAACAGCACAGGCUUCACCACCUUGCCCUGCGUCUCUGUCACUAGACAUGGAGUGUCAGGUGUACAGUGAAAAUGUGUUUGCAGAAAAUGAGCAAAUCGCAGCUACACCUGAUGUGGACAUGCUGCUGGAAUGUACCUUCUCGUAUAUGCAGGCGUCUGAUGAGCAGGACAUCAUGAAGGAAUAUGUGAAGGAGCACAAAGACGUCCUGGAGGAUUCAGAGGAACAUUUUAAGCAGAGUUUACAUGAGGACUUUAAUUUGGACUUGUCUUAUGAUCCCAUAAGGCCGCUGGGUUACUCCCCGGAGCCUGAGCCAUCGCCAUCCAGUGAUGAGGAGGACAUCUAUGCUCAUGGAGUGCCUUCCAGUGCAAGUCUUGGGGAUGGACUGAAUGCUCUGAGCUUGCAGAGCUCAUCUGCUCAGCAGAAGGAGGAUGAAGAGACACAGCUCCUCAAAGCUGACCAGUUGGCUGAAAGUUGGAUGGGUUACAGUGGGCCUGGCUGUGGCAUCCUCAGUCUACUGGUGACAGACAGAUACAUCUGGUGUCUGGACUUUAAAGGAAGCCUCUUCUGUAGUGGUCUUCCUAACGGUGGCUUGAGCUGGCAGAAAUUUGAGGAAAAUGUCCAUCAGGUUGCUCUGUCUCCAUCAGGCUCAUUGUUGUGGAAGGUGGAGCAGAAGACCAUGACUGCGUACGCUUGUGGGAAAGUGACAAUCAAGGGAAAGAGACACUGGUACAAAGCUCUGGAUGACACCGCAUUCGUGGCGCUUGGUGAUGACACUGCCUGGAUCAUUCGUACUAAUGGAGACCUGUACAUACAGACAGGGCUGAGUGCGGACAGGCCAUGUGCGAGGUCAGUGAAGGUGGACUGUCCGUGUCCCAUGGCACAGAUGGCAGCACGGGGCAGUGUGGUGUGGGCACUGAGCGAGCAGAGGGGUGUGUUUUACAGAGAGGGUCUCAACAGCUACUGUGCAGAGGGGGAGCACUGGAAGUAUGACACUGUCAGUGAGAGCCAAGGUCUGGAGCCUAUCUGUAUUGCUCUGGGUGAAAACAACACUGUCUGGGCUUUGGACACCAGUGGAAACCUAUGGUUCAGAACGGGGGUGACUGCUAAAAAACCCCAGGGUGAAGAUGACCACUGGUGGCAGGUGAGCAUCACAGACUAUGUGGUGUUUGAUCAGGGCAGUCUUUUCCAGACUCUGAUCCAGGCCACGCAGACUGUGGCCACAGUCACCAGAGCGCCAGUAGAGCGGGUAGCUGAACGUCUGCGUGUGGCCUUCCUCUCCCAGCAUUCCCAGUGCCAGCCCAGCCUUAUCAGUGUCAACACCAGUGGUGUCUGGAUUGCGUCUGGACGUAAUGAGUUCCACGUUGCCAAAGGCAGCCUCAUUGGGACAUAUUGGAAGAGCACUGUACCCAGAGGAACCGCCUCUGCCACUAAAUGGGCCUUUGUCUUCUCCUCUGCUGUUCCUGCCAAAGAGGGCAGUUUCCUUUGGUUAGGUCAGAGCAGGAAAGACCUGUUCUGUAUUUGGGACCAGGACCUUCAAAUGCGGCCCUUCACUAUUCAGUUUCCCCCAGACGUGGAGAUGAUGCAGCUCUCGGCCUGCCAUGAUGCAUUGUGGGGUUUAGAUCACUAUGGUCGUGUCCACAUUCGCACUUUAUCAGCCAGCUGCUCUACAGGAAUGCACUGGUCAUUACUGGACCUAAGCCAGCUUGGUCAUGUGAGGUUUCUCAGUUUGUCGUGUGGCAGUCAGAACGUUUGGGCAUGCGAUACUAAUGGAAUGGUGUAUUUUCGGGUUGGAACUCAACCUUUGAACCCCAGCAUGAUGCUCCCAGCCUGGAUCUGCAUCGAUCCUCCUGAACAGCCUGCUGGGCUUCUUCUAGUGAAGAUUCAGACCAGUCCUAAUGACCGCAUGCUGUGGGCACUGGACAACAGAGGCAAUGUGCUCGUACGUAUCGGCAUCACUGAGGAGAUGCCUGUUGGGACAGCCUGGGAGCACAUUCCUGGACUUCAGGCAUGUCAGUUGGUUCUGAGCAUGAGGACUGCUUGGGUUCGUCUUGCUAACGGUGAAGUGGCUCGUCGAUACGGAAUUACAGAGAAAAACCCUGCUGGAGAUUACUGGAAGAAGAUCCCGGGACUGGCCAGCUGCCUUGCAGUGACCCCGAUGGAUGAACUGUGGGCUGUUUCUCCAACUGGGGCUCUGAAUCAGCGGCUCACCAAGACUCUGCAAAACAAUAGGAGCAAAAACCAUGUCAACGCGGGAUCUCUGAGCGGAGAGGAGCUGGAGGAAGAGUGGGAGGUGAUUUAAAUGCCACAAAUUGUGUUGAAGCAUCCCAGAAAUCACUGUUCUGUGACAUUUCUUUCUAGGCACUUUACUCAUUUCUGCUUAAAAGAGUAGUUCAACUGGACAAAAAGGAAAAGCUGUCAUCAUUUACUCGCCCUCGUGUUGUUUAAAUGCGUAAGAGUAGAUUACGGUCUGUUAAACCUACAUGAGGUGUGGUAAGUGGAAAAAAAAGAAGAAAAAAAAACAGUACCGUGUGCACCUUGUGACCCGAAAAUGUUUACCUAUUUUGUUUAAUCUAGCACGUUAUUUGAUUAGUUUUAAAAUGUAUAUUCACAGUAAGAUCUUUUAUUUUUAACUUGUAUUAAUCUGUGAAGGAGACUCGGUUUAUGCAUUACCAUUCAAAAUUGGGGUCAAUACGGGUUUUUUUUACGUUUCUUUAAAGAAAUUAAUUAUUUUAUAAGAUGCAUGAAGUUGAUCAAAAUGAAGAGUUUUACAAAUAAAUGCUUCAUUUUAGUUGUCAGUAAUCCUGAAAUCAGUCAUUUUAACAAAAUAUCAGGCAGCACAGGGGUUUUUAAUAUUGAUUAUUAUAACAAGAACUGUUUAGUAAUGUUUCAGUCAGCUUAUUAGAUGGAUACAUGAUUUCUGAGCAGUUAUAAAAACUGAACUGGCUUCAGAUUUCCUUGCAAAUUCUGGAUGAGUAAAUUAAAAGUAGUGCUGUACAUCUUAUCAAAAUCAGAUUAAUAUUAAUCAGAUUUAAGAAAUUGUAAAAGGUUUGAACUAAAUUGACACUUUAUGACCGUCAGAUAACAUUAAGUAUCUGAAGCAUCUUUACAACAGCCUGUCAAAAUAAAAGUUUGGUUUAAUCUGAUGAACUGGGGCAGAAAUAUAUUGCUAUCAUACAGUAAUCGUACAUCCGCUGUGUAAAACAUAUGCUGGAUAAGUUGGCAGUUCAUUCCGCUGUGGCAACCCCUGAUGAAUAAAGGGACUAAGCUGAAGGAAAAUGAAUGAAUGAUGUUAUAAUAACAUAAAUGAUAUUAAUGCAAUGUAAUUUUAAGAACUUGAUCUUUUUUCUCAAAUCAUAUUUGAGAGAAAAUUCAAACAUAUUCCUUAAAAAUGUCAUUUUAGACAAAUGUCUAAAAGCUGGGUCACACUUUAGUUUAAGGUGUCCUUGUUACAGUGUAACUAUUGAUUUAACUACUGAGUAACAUUAAUUACAUGUACUUACUAUGUGUUUAGGGUUAGUUGCAUGUAAUCAUGCAUAAUUAGCUGUAAUUAAUAUAGUAACAUGUGUACUAAGGUCACCUCAAAAUAAAGUGUUAACAAUGGUUGUUAAAUUGAAUCAGUUUGAUGACUUAAGACUGAGAAUUAAAAUCAGAAAAGGCUGAAUACUGAAAAUGUGGAAAAACAGAAAAAAUAUGGGAAAUUGGGACAGAGAGCAUAUUUUAACGGUCUAAGCGCAAAGUCUAAAGUGCAAAAGCAUUAAGGAUGUGUCCGAAUCCACAUUUGCUAUUUUAAGGAUGGAAAAAUACACUUUGCACGCAGGCGCAUGGUCUAACAGGGCUGUGCUUAUUCUCUUAAUGAGUUAUGAGUGUGUUUUGAGCAUAACGUGCAUUAAACCAAUCAGAGUCUUAUCUCCCAUUCCCUUUAAGUCAGUUGCGUCACACCAUGGCACGUUUGCUAUUUACAUGAUGGACUUUGUAAGUGGAAAAACUGAAUGGAAAAAUUGAACGCUUCACUAGCGAGAAAACAGUUAAACAGACCAUCUGCAGCGGAGGAUAAAGAACGAGCCUCCUCCAUUGGCCAAUUUACUUUCUCUUAACUUUACUUUCGCUCUUUACUUUACUCCUUUACUUUUCGUGGAUUAAGAAACGAUGUUGUACGAACUCCACUGAAGACAUCCAUUAGCCUACAUAUUUAAUUUUGUUUGUUAAGAGCAAAGCUUUAUUUCAAAACUAUUUCUAAAUUCAGUUCUAAUUUCUAGCAAACGAAUAAAUGAACGAUAAUAAUGGAAGUGUGGUCAAAGUUAUAUCCAAACACAUGUCCUUAUCUUAUGCCCCAUAUGUGGAUGCAAACGUCUUCAAAACCUGACAAGUGGACAAAUCUAAGCUUGUUUUUAUUAAAACAAAUAUAAAUAUGCAUAUAAUAAAUAAUACUGCUAAUAAUAAUAAAACAUUACACAAAUGCAAAUUGUUAUGAAUUAACCGAAAAAAGCCCCCCCGACAUGAAGGCAUGGAGGUAGUGUUUAUAUAUAUAUAUAGUAAAUAAUAAUUUUUGUAACUUUUAAUCCUUUAUUAUUUUUUUCAUAUGUAAAGAUAUUUGUGUAUUGCUGGACACCCUGUGUGUAUUAAGCAUUUGGACCUGCAUAGAUGCAUAACUAAUGCACUCUGCACUGGACUUUAGACCAGGUUUUACUUGGUCAAUGUCGCAGUCUAUUUCAGUUUCUCAAAAUCCCAACAAUGCGCCUUAACACACCUUCUUUAUAGACCAGCACACCCAUGGGUCCACACAGUAGCACAAAUGGAUUUACUAUUUAAACAACGUGGUGCAAAAUGUGAAAAUUAGGGUUGUGCUGGUCUGAAAAUGGCAACAAAUCGCACCAAACACGUCUUGCGCCUUAUUGCGCCAGGUGUAUGAUAGGGCCCAUAAUGUUAAAAUGAUUUUUUAUAGAUCACAUGAUGUCUUGCAAUUACAUUUUGAUCUACGUUCAGAUAAAACAUAAAUUAUUAUUAAUUCUUUUAAGUUAUAAUAACAUUUUACAAUAUUAGAUUUUGCUGUCAUUUUAAUCAACUAAAUGCAGAUUUAUUUUUAUGAUUAUUUUUUAACCUUAUGGACCCCAAAUUUUUGAAUGGCAUUGUAUCCUAAAGCACUUUGCUUGUAUACAGCUAUAAGGAAAUAUUUAAUGUAAAUCCAUUUUAAGCUGUGCGCUACUGCUUCAGAUGAAUAGAUCAUGUAAAUAUCAAACACAUUUCACUGUAUCAUUAUAGUUAGAGGAAUUCUAUGUCACAAUAUAGUUAGACUAACAAACAAGAGACCAUUUGGAAAGUUUUAUAAAUCUAAUCGUCAUUGGAAAGGGAAGCUAGGCUUAAGUUGGCUUUUGUUGAGGAUGUAAAGGGAUUGAGCUUUAUCUGUAAAUACACUUGUAUCAUGUUAAAUACUUGACAGGAGUAAAAUCACAGUAGCAUUCGGCACAUAUCUAUACUGUAGUCAUGUGUUCCAGUUUAAUGUGAGUUCUUUUAAAACGACGGUUCGACUUUUAACUUUUAACAGAGCAGUUAUCUGAAUUUACUACUUGGUUGAUAGAAUCUAUCAUAGUCUGUUACGAAUAAACUGUAUAUUAUUAAUGCCAGACAAGCAUUCCUCCUCAUAUACGUCCAUAUAAAGAGCGCAUCUAAUCUAUCAUAGAUAAGACAACUAAACAUGAAUUCAGCGCUAGAUCUGAUGUUUGAUUUCCUCACCUCUCUCUCUCUUUAGUGUCUGACUGUGAAGUGUUUGUCAAUCUUCCUUUUUUUGACACCUCAGUAAUGCAUCAUAUGCAAAUCAUCGAAUGACCAUGUAAGCAUUGCUGCAGUUUUAGCUCUUUGUAUGUUAUGUUGGCUGUUGUUUUGGCCUAUUGUAUGCCAGUAGUUUCAGUUCUGCACUUGUAAGUCAGAUUAAAGUGAUUAAUGUGGUACACCGGGCAUGUAAUGCUAAGCCAGUGUGGUUUAAGUGGUGAAGCCGCUACAUGUGAACUCACAUUAUAGACUUGUAAGGUCUUACUCCAUGCUUAGUCAUGACAAACUUCCAAAUAAAAUGUUUACAGUAA
Molecule: messenger RNA, 8019 nt
Organism: Danio aesculapii
Lineage: Eukaryota; Metazoa; Chordata; Actinopteri; Cypriniformes; Danionidae
Gene: tecpr2
Product: tectonin beta-propeller repeat containing 2
Exons: 20
Coding region: 165-4241 (1358 amino acids)
Molecular function (GO): protein binding
Source: RefSeq, a predicted model, not a curated record